ACAAAGAUAUGAGUAUUCGUUAUUGCGCUUAUAAUUUUAUCAGAAUUUUAUUUAAUCAGUUGCCAUUUGCUUUUUUGAGAUAAACUCGUGUGUACAUUUGGUGUGUGAAUAGAAAUACAUUGCAUGUAUAGUAUACUAUUGAGUGAAUAAAUAAUUUGCUUAACAAUCAUGUACAAAUUGAGACAUUUAUUUAAAAUUCGUAAUUCAUUAAAUACUCAACAUGGGUUGAGAUAUAACCAUGCUGGGGUCAAAACUGACCUUCAGCUGAGGAAUAUAGAUAAAGUGUUGAUAGCCAACCGAGGUGAAAUAGCAUGUAGGGUGAUGAGAACAGCUAAAAAGCUGGGAAUAAGAACUGUAGCUGUCUACUCUGAUGCUGAUAAACAUGCAAUGCAUGUUGAAAUGGCAGAUGAAGCUUAUCACAUUGGUCCGGCACCAUCUGCACAAAGUUAUCUUAAUGCAAAUAAGAUAUUGGAAGUAGCGAAGAAGUCAAAUAGCCAAGCCAUACAUCCUGGAUAUGGUUUUCUUUCUGAAAAUGUAGAGUUUUGUGAGAAAUGUGCCAAUGAAGGUGUGAUAUUCAUUGGACCACCUCCCUCUGCUAUAAGAGACAUGGGAAUAAAGAGUACUUCAAAAGCUAUAAUGUCAAGUGCAGGAGUGCCAAUAGUGAAGGGCUACCAUGGUGAAGAUCAAAGUAUUGAAAGGCUGCUAGCUGAAGCUAACAAGAUUGGAUUUCCUCUAAUGAUCAAAGCUGUACGUGGUGGCGGAGGAAAGGGUAUGAGAAUAGCAAUGACAGAAGAUGAAUUUCUCUCGCAACUGGAGUCAGCCAAGAGAGAAUCCUUGAAGUCCUUUGGUGAUGAGAGUAUGCUGUUAGAACAAUAUAUUACAGAUCCCAGACAUGUUGAAGUACAGGUGUUUGCAGACAUGUAUGGUAAUGCGGUACAUUUAUUUGAAAGAGAUUGUUCUGUUCAAAGGCGUCAUCAGAAAAUUAUUGAAGAGGCACCAGCACCGGGGCUAUCAGAGGAGACGCGUGGUGCGCUGGGCUCGGCUGCGGUGCGCGCGGCCAAGGCGGUGGGCUACGUGGGCGCGGGCACUGUGGAGUUCAUACUACAUCGUGUGACUCACGACUUCCACUUCAUGGAGAUGAACACGCGCCUGCAAGUCGAACAUCCCAUCACUGAAAUGAUUACCGGUACCGAUCUAGUGGAAUGGCAGUUACGGAUAGCUGCUGGCGAACCGUUGCCAGUAAAACAAGAGGAUAUAGUUCGUCGCGGCUGGGCCGUGGAGUGCAGGAUAUACGCGGAGGAGCCCGCAGCCGGCUUCCUGCCCAGGGCCGGCACCCUGCACAGGCUCACGCAGCCCACGCCUGAAGAAUUCGUACGGGUGGAGACAGGAGUGCGCGAGGGGCAAGAAGUGUCGGUCCAUUACGACCCGAUGAUAGCGAAGCUUGUCGUAUGGGGUAAGGACCGAAACCAGGCUCUGGCCAAAACCAGAAGGAAACUCUCCGAGUAUCAAGUGGCAGGUUUGGAGACGAACGUGAACUUUCUGCUCCGGCUGAGCGGCGCGUCUGCGUUCGUGUCUGGUGACGUGCACACCGCGUUCAUACCACAGCACGAACGCGAGCUGUUCGCGGACACCGCACUGUCCGAACAUACAGCUAUACAAGCUGCACUUGGAUAUCUAAUUCAAUCUCAGUUGUCAUCAACUGCUAAUGACACGUGGAAAGGCAUAUCUGUGUCAUCCAAUGCAUGGAGACCUAACUAUCAGCUGCGGAAGACUGUCAAUUUCAAAUUCAAUGAAAAAGACAUGAAAGUGAAUGUAGAAUAUGAAAGUGCACCGAACACUUACAAGGUGCAAGUGGACGAGGGCGAGUGGCGACAGGUGGAGGCCACGCUCACCAACACGGACCUCGGUCUCAAACUCACCACCAAAGUAGACGACAAGACGAGCAACGUCGGCUUCCUGACAUAUGAUCAGGAGGUGCAUGUUUACGAUGAACACGGUCAAACAGUAGUGCACCUACCUAGGCCGAAGUACCAGACCGCCGCCAGCUCGGAGUCCACCUCUAGCGCCAACAGCGCCGCCUCCCCCACACCCGGCGUUCUCGAGAGGGUACUAGUCAAUAAGGGAGAUAAGGUGGUGAAAGGUCAACCGUUGUUCGUGGUGAUAGCAAUGAAGAUGGAAUACGUGGUGCGGUCGCCACGGGAUGGCGUGGUAGCCUCUUUUGCUGAUGUCAAGCAGGGCGACGCCGUCGGCAAGGGGGCACAAAUUGUUGUACUAGAAAGCGAGAGCUAAAGGUCGACGCUCAGUAAACCCGAUAUAUUUAA
Messenger RNA from Papilio machaon (common yellow swallowtail), 2321 nucleotides. RefSeq names its product biotin carboxylase 1 (gene Mccc1). Gene Ontology annotation, cellular component: mitochondrion. The record is from RefSeq and is a predicted model, not a curated record. The coding region runs from base 169 to 2289 and encodes 706 amino acids. Lineage: Eukaryota; Metazoa; Arthropoda; Insecta; Lepidoptera; Papilionidae. Gene Ontology annotation, molecular function: metal ion binding; ATP binding; methylcrotonoyl-CoA carboxylase activity. The transcript has 14 exons.